This is a messenger RNA of Olea europaea var. sylvestris, 1513 nucleotides long. RefSeq names its product malonyl CoA-acyl carrier protein transacylase. Gene Ontology annotation, molecular function: [acyl-carrier-protein] S-malonyltransferase activity. Bases 176 to 1291 code for a protein of 371 amino acids. The record is from RefSeq and is a predicted model, not a curated record. Lineage: Eukaryota; Viridiplantae; Streptophyta; Magnoliopsida; Lamiales; Oleaceae. The transcript is spliced from 10 exons.
UGUGAAGCUAACUCCAAGUCUCUCAUUUCUUCCCGAUUUCGUAAACUCCGCCAACUAUUGUCACUGUGCCCCCUUCAAAUUAACCUUCUUCUGCUUCUUCACUGUAACCAUUUCCCCUCCCUCAAUCUCAAUAGAUCCGUAGCGUCUUCCUUUUCAACAUUUUUUUUUAUCGACUAUGGCUUCUUCAUCUCUUGCGCUUCCUUCUGUUUCCCUCAGAAGGAGCUCAAUUUCAACUAGGAAUUUGGGUUUCAGGAAUGAAAUUUCAAGAAUUUCCCUCAAGAAUUUGGAUAGAGGAGGUAAGGUUUUCAUGAGCGUCGCUGUUGGAUCUCAAGCCACUGUCAUCGACGAUGCGCUCUUCAAAGAUUAUAAGCCUUCCCGGGCUUUCCUCUUUCCUGGCCAGGGUGCACAAGCUGUUGGAAUGGGUGUGGAGGCUAAAAAUGUGACUGCUGCAGCUGAAUUAUAUAAGAGAGCAAAUGAUAUUUUGGGGUUUGACCUUUUGGAUGUUUGCAUCAAUGGACCAAAAGAAAAGCUUGAUUCCACGGUUUUAAGCCAGCCUGCUAUCUACGUCACAAGUUUAGCUGCAGUUGAAGUUCUUAGAGCUCGUGACGGAGGUCAGGCAAUAAUUGAUUCUGUGAAUGUCACAUGCGGUCUAAGCUUAGGGGAGUAUACUGCUCUUGCAUUUGCUGGAGCUUUCAGCUUUGAGGAUGGGCUCAAGCUGGUCAAGUUAAGGGGUGAAGCUAUGCAGGAUGCUGCUGAUGCUGCGGAAAGUGCCAUGGUUAGUAUCAUUGGACUGGACUCUGAAAAGGUGCAACAGCUGUGUGAUGCAGCCAAUCAAGAAGUGGACGAAGCAGACAAAGUUCAAAUUGCAAAUUUCUUAUGUCCUGGAAAUUAUGCAGUCUCUGGAGGCUUGAAAGGAAUUGAAGCAGUGGAAGCAAAGGCAAAGUCAUUCAAGGCCCGAAUGACGGUUCGUUUAGCGGUAGCUGGUGCUUUCCACACUAGUUUUAUGGACCCAGCUGUCUCAAGAUUGGAAGCUGCUCUGGCAUCAACAGAAUUGAGGACUCCCAGGAUACCAGUUAUAUCCAACGUCGAUGCCCAACCACAUGCAGAUCCAGACACGAUAAAGAAAAUACUGGCUCGCCAGGUGACUUCUCCUGUUCAAUGGGAGACAACAGUGAAGACUCUGUUAAACAAAGGAGUCGAAAAGUGUUAUGAAUUGGGACCUGGAAAGGUUAUAGCUGGCAUUGUCAAAAGAAUGGACAAAAGUGCUGACAUUGAGAACAUUGGUGCCUAAGCACGAGCAUGACCUCUAAUUGCUCAAGCUGUGCCUUCCCAUCAAAGAUAUGGCAUAUUUUUAUCGCUGUAAGUUAAUAGAAACUCAAGUUCUGACUGAUUUGGAUGAGUGUGGGUCAAACACUAUUCACUAGUAUCUAUCUGUGAACUGGAAUUUUGAGCAUUGCAUUCACUCGGAUGAGAUCUAAAUAACACAACUUCGAAUCUUGUCUGUUGCCAAACA